Phytophthora sojae is the source of this 1803-nucleotide messenger RNA. RefSeq lists its product as hypothetical. Gene Ontology annotation, cellular component: membrane. Gene Ontology annotation, biological process: transmembrane transport. The coding region runs from base 1 to 1803 and encodes 600 amino acids. The transcript has 2 exons. Lineage: Eukaryota; Oomycota; Peronosporomycetes; Peronosporales; Peronosporaceae. The record is from RefSeq and is a predicted model, not a curated record. Gene Ontology annotation, molecular function: transmembrane transporter activity.
AUGGGCAAGAGCAAUCCGCCACAGUCCCCACUGCCGACCCCGCAGUCGCUGACGCCCGUCGUCACCGCCGGCUACAGCACCAAGCUAUGGGAUGCCAGGGCCCCCAAGUAUUCCAAGAACGUCAUGAGGAGCGUCUGCAUCUUCCUCUGCGUCGUGACGUUCUGUGAAGAGCUCGCCGGCUGCGGCGUCAACCAGUCGCUCAAGAACUUCUUCCAGAAGCUCGAGUGGUCCAACAAAGGCUCCAACUCCAUGAAGCUCACGUACGACUCGCUCAGCCAGUUCGCUUGUAUCGCCGCGGCGUUCAUCGCAGACCAGUACCUGGGAAAGUACAGGACGCUGCUUGGCGCGACCUCAUUCAGCCCGCUCGGCUUCGUGCUGAUCAUGAUCGCAGCCUUGCCGUCCGUCCUGGAGAACCAAAUGUUGAACAAGGUGCUCUUCUGCGUCGGCCUCUUCCUGGGUAUCGCACUGAAUCAAGUUGGCAUGAGUUCGCUGUUGGUAUCAUUCGGCGGCGACCAGUUCUCCCCGGCGUCUCCUCCUGAGCAGCGAGCGUCGUACUUCAGCAUCAACUACUGGUCAUCAAACUUGGGUGUCGCUAUCAACUACGCGGUGUUUCCGUCGCUGUGUCUGAACGGCGUUGGAGCCAUCCCCGCGGACUACGGAUACGUCGCCGUCUUCGCUAUCGGCUUGGCGCUAAUGCUGUCAAUCAUCGCGAACUUGAUUGCUACCCGCCGUCGCUACAUCCACGUCCCUCCCACGAAGAGCGCGCUUGGAAGUGUGAUCCAUGUGGUGGUCUGUAGCUGCAAGCACAGCUUCAGUGCGAAAAUGAUUGUACUUGGCGCGAUCCUGUACUUGGCCGCGUUGUUCCUCAACAUCCUUGCGGCAUUCAUGUCGGAUGAUGGCGAGACCGGCCAUCGCAUCUCAUACGUCUGUGGCGCUCUCAUCGUUGUAGCUACCGUCCUUUGGAUCUACUUCGGACAAGAUGUAUCCAUGCAAGUUAUCUACAUAUUGCCGUUCAACGCGUUCAACAUGUUCUGGUGGGUCUGCCAAAAUCAACGCGGAAACAACCAGACUAUCAUCCAGCAAACAGUCGUGCGCCUCGGCAGCUCCCCAGACUCGACUCAAAUUCCGGCGCCAACUGUGCAGUUUUUCAACCCUGGCCCCGGUUUGUUGGCUGUUCCGUUCUUCCACAACCUGGUCUACCCACUCUACGAGAAGUUCGUCGGCAAGCCACCCAGCAGGUACAGCAAAGUAGCUGCUGGCUAUGUUGUUGCCAUUAUCGCCAUGGUGUGGACUGGUGUAUUCGAGAUCAUCCGUCUCAACUCCCCUCUUCUCACCUACGUGGAUGCUAGCGGUGAGACGCAGUACAUCUACAACAACAAUGGUGGACAGCCCAUGAGCGAUAUCCGAUGGUACAACGCCAUUCCCCAGUAUGUCCUCGUUGGUGCAGCAACAGUCCUCAUCCAAAUUCCCACGUACGACAUUGGGUACUCCGAAGUUCCGUUGGCUCUUCGUGGCGUGUCGAUUGCGCUCGGUCUCUUUAUGAACUCCAUGGGCAGCACGCUACUGUCGGUGAUCGUGUUGCUGUUUGGCAAGGAUAUCCCCGCGAACUUGAACGACGGCCACAUGGAGAAUAUGUACUUUACGAUCGCUGCGGUGAUGGUGGUCAACCUUUUCUUCUAUCUCGUCGUCAUGCAGAAGAUGAAGUUCGGCAUGAUCCCUCGACCGGGAAAGGAAAUUAUCGAGGAAGACGAUAAGAACCUGCCAGCUUACAAGCUUUCGACGGAUCGUCGCAGCAUUAAUUAA